This is a messenger RNA of Histoplasma mississippiense, 447 nucleotides long. RefSeq lists its product with no specific name. The record is from RefSeq and is a predicted model, not a curated record. The transcript is spliced from 5 exons. The coding region runs from base 1 to 447 and encodes 148 amino acids. Lineage: Eukaryota; Fungi; Ascomycota; Eurotiomycetes; Onygenales; Ajellomycetaceae.
AUGCCUCCAACGAAAAGGGAUUUGGUCUGGCUUAAGGCGAAGGAUCUUUACAUGAUUUCAAUUGGAGCGGUUACUUUACCCUACCCGUCCAACAUACCCGAACUCACAUCUGGCAGCGCUGCAGCGGGAGCUUCUCCUUUUGUUGUUGGAAUCAAGCAUGCAGGCAUCAAGGUGCUUGACUACAUCGUGGAUACUGUUAUCUUCCGCCUAUUCCUCUUGGAUUUUGUGCCUGCUUUCGUAUCGUCGGUUCCACACGUCACUGAAAGUGAAGGCUCAACAGCAACCACUUGGGAUUAUUGCGUUACCUUAAACUAUCAGAAGUUACUCGCGCAAUACUACUCCCGCCGCCAAUUAUUGUGCCCAUCCUCCAGUUCAAGAGCCCCGCGUCGUAAUGUCUACAUUCGAGGAAUAUUUCAGAGUGAAGACCAGAAGACCGGCAAUGUAUAG